CUCGAUUUUGCCUCGAGUCAUUCUAUACCCCGAUGUUUGGAAACGCAGUUCCAUUGCGACAGCUCUUGUGAUCUGGGGACAAGAUAAAAAUCCGCUCGGUUUGCAUCGCAGAAAUAGGGGAUUGAAUAUUUCUCUGUUUUCUGCAUUGGGGUUUCACGGCCCAGAGGAAUCAUUGCCAAAACGUCUGGGACCACGCCGAAUGAUUCACACAUCGGGCUGAUAACAGGGCUGAGCGCUGAUCUAUAAGGCGCGCCAUUGCGCGCCUCCA
Messenger RNA from Mycena citricolor, 268 nucleotides. Lineage: Eukaryota; Fungi; Basidiomycota; Agaricomycetes; Agaricales; Mycenaceae. The record is from the annotation of a GenBank genome assembly.